Molecule: messenger RNA, 923 nt
Organism: Bradysia coprophila
Lineage: Eukaryota; Metazoa; Arthropoda; Insecta; Diptera; Sciaridae
Source: RefSeq, a predicted model, not a curated record
CAAAUUGUGUUUAGAAUAGUUGGAGUAAUUCGGAUAUUCAUUGUGAUUUUGUGGAGUAAAUCAUCACCGAACUGCCGCUGAAGUUACAAAAUUAGACUGAUUAUUUUGCUAUUUUAAGUCUUAUGUUCCGUAUGAUGAUUCGCGUUGAUAUUUCCGAUAAAACUUGAUAAAACGUCUAUACUGAUAAAACUAAUCGAAAUAAUGAACAUUUUCAACGAGAGUGAAGUCAAAGCAAAAUCAGUUUUUCGUGAAAGACGAUACAACUGUGACUUUCUUCUGUAACACAUCAAAUAGAUACUCGUGAAAAAGCUGACAAUAUGACAAGAUGUGGAACUUGUGUCGACAAAACAUUAACUUGGAUUGGCUUACAUAAACGGCUGACAUUCUUUGCAAUACUUUCGUUCGCACUUUUCAUCUCUACAAUUUCCUUGGCUGCUACAAAUAAUAGGCUACGUAGAGAGCUUAGAGAUGCUAGAGCAGCCUCAGAUGAUACCAACACAUCACCAAUUGACGAUACUUCCACAUCACCAAGUGACGAUACAUCCACAUCACCAAGUGACGAUACAACCACAUUACAAAGUGAAGAUACUUCCACUUCACCAAGUGACGAUACUACCACAUUAACAAGUGAGGAUACGCCCCCAUCACAAGCUAGUGAUACGACCCCAUCAUCAACUGAUGCGACCCCACCAUCAACUGAUGCGACUCCAUCAUCAACUGAUGCGACCCCAUCAUCAACUGAUGCGACCCCAUCAUCAACUGAUGCGACCCCAUCAUCAACUGAUACGACCCCAUCAGCAGCCACAACAGAAACACCAUAAAAUGGCGAAGAAAUUCAGGAAGUUCCUCUUUCGAAGAGUAGACAAAAAUAAUUUUUCACAAGAAUUUGAAAUUCGCUUCGCAUUAAAAAAAUUCAAAAUUUA